Molecule: messenger RNA, 1392 nt
Organism: Triticum turgidum subsp. durum (durum wheat)
Lineage: Eukaryota; Viridiplantae; Streptophyta; Magnoliopsida; Poales; Poaceae
Source: the annotation of a GenBank genome assembly
AUGGCGGCGUCGACUUCGCAGCCUUUUACAUUGACCGACCUCCCGCCGGACCUCUUAGGCCAGGUCAUCGCUCUCCUCCCGCUCCCCGCCGACCGUGCCCGCUUCCGCGCCGUCUGCCGCUCGUGGCGCUCUGCCAUGCACGACCACGUCGAUACGCCGCAGCUACCGUGGAUCGUCCACUCAGAUGGCACCUUUGUCACCCUUCCCAACUAUUACCUUCACAGAUGGUCCCCCUUCCCCGAAAACACCAAGCUCAUAGGCGCCAGCGGCAGCUGGCUCGCCGUCUACCACGCCGACGCCAAUGGUGGUCCGCGGAGCUACAUGUUGCAUAACCCUUUCUCCAACACAACACUGCCCCUCCCGGGCUUGGACUCGGUCAUCGGCAGGGUUCCUGAUGAGUUCAAGGUCAGAAAGGUGCUUAUGAGGUCCACCCAAGAUGAUCUUGUUGCCGUGACCACUAACAUGAGGGAUCGCCGGAUUAUAUUGUGCCGCCCUGGGAAAUCCGGCACAUGGUUGCUCAAGCGCCGAGCGUUACCAUAUGCUCGUAUUUGUGACAUUGCGUUCCUUGAGGGCAGUCUCUAUGGGGUCACCUCGGAUGAACAACUUAUCGAGUUAGAAAUUGGUCAGAGAGAAGAUGGAUGUCCAAUGGUUAGAAGUGCUAAAUAUGUUAUCAAACACUUCCUAGGUCACGACGAGGGGGGCGAGCAGGAGGACGAUGAAAACGAAUCACAAAUGUCGGGCAGCGAGGAUGAUGAAGUGGUGGAGCCGAGCGAGGCAUCGAGUCUUGGGGGUGAAGAAGCAUCGGAUUACAAAGAGACAUCGAGUGAUGAUGAUGAUGAUGCAGCUGAUAUGGAAAGCAGCGAGACAUCAAGUAUCGAGGAUGAUGACGAAGAUACGGAAAGCAUGAGCGACGAGGAAUCCGACGAUGAAAAUGAAGUAGAAAACAACCUUGAGGACAAAGAUCUGGAUGGGUAUUGCCCGAAUCCCGAUGACGUCGAGGAGAACAAAUUCAUGGAUUACACCGCAACUGAAAGAUAUCUCCUUGAGUCAGGCGGCAAGCUACUCAUGAUAAGGCGCCGGCGUUUUAUACGAAACCAUUCCACGAGGCUCGGUCACGAGUUCAUAACCGAUAAUGAGGUUGAUGAUGAUUCUGACGCUGACGUCCUAGAGGCAAAUCUGCAGGUGGGCUCGUGGGUGCCGGCUGUUACAACAUGCACGCUCUUCAUCGGUGAUGUCUUCUCAAAAUCGAUUCAUGGCUGUGAGGAGGCAUCUGAAGAAUUUGACUACUACUUCCUUGAUGAACACGACGUCACCAUCACGAGGGCCACAACCUUACCGGAGUUCCUAGACUGGAAAUCGAUGUGGUUUUCUCCUCCAGAUAUAGUGGUUUAA